ACGGACCACGUCAAUAUGCAGUUCAGCACAAUGACGCUGCGGGUUAUGGGUUUUCUCCUACCUUUUUACCUUUAUCUCUUUUUAGAGAGGCCAGAUGGGGCAAUCACCUUGGCGAGACGAAACUACUGCGAAAUCCCAGAGAACCUUCAGCAUGUUUAUCAACACUCGUUGGUUUCCAACGGCACCUCUGAUGUAAACAACAACUCUUCUGAAGAAGAUGAAGAAGAUGUCGAUGAUGAGGAGGAUAAUUGGUCAGAUGAUUGGGACGAUCAGGAGAGUCAAAUUUAUCAAAAUGUGAAUGUUAAUACAUCUAAUUCAUACUCAACACCAAGAUCAACCCCUGUAAAAAUGCGAGGUCAUGGUAAUUUUGGGUUGUCCAAUCCAAAGCGAGGAACCCUGCGAAGGUCAAGUAGUGUUAUGAGAUCAGGAUCUGUCAGAAAAAUUAAAAGCCUUACUAAUAAAUUCUCCGUGUUUGCAAGAACUGGCGGAGAUGCCUACCUAAUGGACACAGAAAACAAAUCCAGUAAAGCCAGUGAAGCAUGUUCAGCUGUUGUUGUGGAAACAUCAUUGGGUCCUCAGUGGAAGCAGACGGUACGGCCGUUUAAGUGCGUCAUCAAAAGUCCACGCAAAGACAGCAAGUACCGAGGCAUCAAGACAUUCAUGACUUACCAGAUCACAACUUUUACCCAUGAUGGGGAUGUAAUGGGUGAUGUUCGACGACGAUACAAACAGUUUUGGUGGCUGUAUGAGAGACUAGCUGUGAAAUAUAAAUUCUUAUGUGUCCCACCUUUACCAGUGCGGCAAAUCGUAGGUAUGGACUAA
Messenger RNA from Anneissia japonica, 822 nucleotides. RefSeq names its product sorting nexin lst-4-like. The record is from RefSeq and is a predicted model, not a curated record. Gene Ontology annotation, cellular component: plasma membrane; cytoplasmic vesicle. Gene Ontology annotation, molecular function: phosphatidylinositol binding. The coding region runs from base 16 to 822 and encodes 268 amino acids. Gene Ontology annotation, biological process: endocytosis; plasma membrane tubulation; endosomal transport. NCBI's taxonomy places the organism in Eukaryota, Metazoa, Echinodermata, Crinoidea, Comatulida, Comatulidae. The transcript has 5 exons.